Messenger RNA from Stylophora pistillata, 1484 nucleotides. RefSeq lists its product as uncharacterized. The record is from RefSeq and is a predicted model, not a curated record. NCBI's taxonomy places the organism in Eukaryota, Metazoa, Cnidaria, Anthozoa, Scleractinia, Pocilloporidae.
AGAAAUCAAUAUCUAAUUAAUCAAACUAAUCUUAUUUUAAAUCAAAUAUUCCUUUUAAAUAACAGUUCAGAACUCAAUUUGAGUAAUUAUUUAUUUUCCUUUUCAGGCUUGGAUAAUUUUAGGCGCCAACAACCUGUUUAACCAUGAGAUUCAGGAUCACUUAAUCAAAACCUUUACCCACUUUUAGCUUUGCAAAUAAGGGUCAAUUAAUGGCCAGGAGCCUCAGUUGACACACAUUUCAAAAUCACACGAAAAAGUGCAUUUUCUGAGAUGAAGAGCUUGUUACCAAAAUUUAAUGCAGAAUUAAAUGACGAGCUUUACCAAAGUAAAUUAUACAUGUAAAGUAUGGUAACUAUUGGCGGAGGUUUGAAAAUUUGCAAACACUGACAUUUCAAGUUGUCAUUUGGAUUGACCUGUAAGAAAGCGUUUCUUUUGAAAGAUGAAUCAAUCGUUAGAAAUUUUGCUAAAAAGGUCGAGAAGUGUACACAAGAGGCCUUUUUACACACGGAAAUUGCAAUAUUAAUUACAACUCACUAUUUGAUUUGCUAAGUGUAGCUGGUUGCAUUUAACGCGAAGAAACUUGAAACCAGACAGGCAGCUAUAAGAUAAAAAAGAUUGAACUGAAAUAAAAAUCGAUUGACGACGCAUUCUCUGAUGGAGAUGUCUAUUAAACUGCGUUUUGUGGUGACGUUGUGCCUCGUUGAAGCGUUCACAUUCACCGUUCAUAACAAGGCGGCCUCAAUUGGUUUUGUAUACAAGACAAUCAAAGAUGUGGAAUGGUUUUCUUGUAUCAUCGCUUGCCAAGAAGACCUCGCCUGCAUUUCAUACCAUUUUUGCGUAGUGGAAGACCACGACAUCACUGGUACCGGUACUUGUUCUCUUAAUAACUGCAACCUAAACGACCCCUGCUCUAACGAAGCUUCAUUAAUUUGGACUCCUGGUUGCACGUUUCAACAGCUUGAGAAAAGAAAGGCAACAUGUGACCAUAAAAGACUGCUUCGCAACGAGGAAACAGGAGUUGUCAAGGCGAGUUUAAGCUGCAAAGACAGCAUGAAAAUUUAUGUGGAUGGCAGACAGGAGACCGAUAUGAUGAACUGUAAAAAAUUUCAUCAGUUUUGGGCCUAUAAUUUUACCAUUUUGCCGACAGCUCAACUCAUCGCUAUCGAAGUAGAAAGUGUUAAAAAGCCUUAUGUCAUCGGUUCGUUUAGUGAUGGCAUAGUCACCAACUCCAGCUGGAAGUGUACAUCAGGUACUGAACUAAAUUGGCAGAGACCAGGAUUAAAUGACUCGCUGUGGAAAAGUGCAGUAGAACACUGUGGCAGUAAUAAAGAAAGUGAUGAGGGAUAUAAAAAAUAUGGAGUCCAGUCUCACGGUGCAAGAUGGAUCACAAGCGCAGAUGAUGGACAGCAAAAUAUGUAUUGUAGAUUAAAUCGCUUCGUUUGACGUGACGUGUUCCAGACUUAGUGAGAAUAAACACAUCUCAU